UCCCGAAUCGACUCUCAUGGAAUCGAUUCAUCUUUUAGUGAGUCAGUCGCUGUGAGCGCGCGGCUGCGGGCAAAAAGGGGGCCGGGUGUCACGCGCACAGCAGCAAUUGCAGUUCAUGUUUAUUGGAAAUUGGAAACUUUAAUCGGACUUUAUUUUCACGACCUAUUAAGGCCAUGUGUUAGCGGAGAUCCUAUUCGGUCUGUCCCUUUGAGGUCACCAUGGCAUCAGAGAGGACCUCGGAGGACCCAGUCGUGGAGCGCGGUUCUCUCCCGCUGGACAUUGAUGACGUCCAUGUACUGCUACAAGUGGAGCAGGAACAGAUUCAGAAGAGAACCUUCACCAACUGGGUAAAUGCACAGUUAUCAAAGAGGAGGCCUCCAGUGGCCGUGCUGGACCUGUUUAGCGAUUUCAGAGAUGGAUCCAGACUACUGGACCUGCUGGAGGUGAUGUGCAGCCAGAGGAUGAGCCGAGAGAAAGGCAGAGGCGUGUUCCAGCACAGGACGAACAUCGAGAAAGCCCUGGCCUUCCUCAGGGGGAAAUCGAUCAAACUGGUCAACAUAAAUGUUCCUGACAUCAUGGACGGCAAACCCUCCAUCAUCCUGGGGCUGAUCUGGACCAUCAUCAUGCACUUCCAUAUAGAGGAGCUGGCGAGCACGCUGUCCUUCAGUUCUCGCCAGUCGUCUCUGGAGUCGUUGACCAGUCUGGACACGCGUUCGACGAGCAGCAGUGCACGUGGUAGCCCGGUGCCACCUCGCGGGUCACCGCUACACACCCGCUUCAGGAUCUCCGCUAAAAAAGCUUUGCUGCUCUGGGUCAGAGAGCAGUGCCACAAGGCCGGCUGUACUCUGAACGUGAAGGACUUUAAGGCGAGUUGGAGGAGCGGCGUGGUGUUCUUGGCCAUCCUCUGCGCUCUGAGGCCGGAUGUGGUGAGCUUAUCCAAGGCUAGAACCAGAAGCAACCGACAGAACCUGGAGGAGGCGUUCCAGAUCGCUGAGAGAGAGUUACAUAUACCCCGCUUACUGGAUCCAGCAGAUGUCGAUGUGAGAGACCCGGAUGAGAAGUCCAUAAUGACGUAUGUGGCUCAGUUUCUCCAAUACUCCAAAGACACGCCUGCUUCCGAAGAGGACAUGCAGGUUCAAUAUCUCGCUCCGACUACGCCUGUGAACCUGCCCUGUAACUUCACUCCUGCUGUUGCAGCCUCUCCACUCCGACAGACCUCGCCCACUCAGAAAGUCCAGGAGGUGACGUGUUGGCUGGAGCAGGCCUAUCAGGAGCUGCUGGAGGGAUGGGAGUCCACCGAGGGUGAGAGCUACGCUGAGAGAUACCACGUGUUCCAGACUUUUGUGGUGUCCUUUAACGAGCAGCGCCGGCCCGUGAUGCCGCUGCUGACUGCGAUGAAGAGGACUGUGAAGCUGAGCGACGAGCAGCGGGCUCUCCGACGCACCUGGGAUUCCUUGGCUGAAAAGCUGCGCGAGUAUAAGACAGAGCUAGACCUGAGUCUGCCCACUCCUCUGGACACGGUGGGCCGCUGGUUACUGAGGGCCGAGGAGGCCUUGGCAGAUGGUGGUGAUGAUCGUCAGGACCAUGCGCGAGCUGCUCAGGAGGCCCGCGAGAAACACGAGCUGUUUAAGUCAUGUCUAGAGGAGAUGCCUCAUCACAUGAAGACUUUCCAGAUUUUCCAGAAUAUGGAUGAGUACGGAGAAAUGGUGGUUCCUACUGACAAGCUGGAGGAGAUAAAGCGAAGGUUCACUAGUGUGCGUGUCAGCGCUAAGUAUCAUGGCAUUAGACUGGAGUACCAGGAGCACAGACACACAGUGCUAGAUCUGCUGGCUCAGCUUACCCUCAAGCUACGUACUUGGAAAAGAGGCUACAUUUCCCAGGAGGCUGUGCGGGUCCUGAUGAAGGACUGGAAUGAGACAGUCAGCAAGCAGGAAUUGACUUCUAAGCUGGAAGGAACUCUUUGCAAGCUCAGACACAUUGCUAACAAAUACACCAGCAAGUCUGCUCUGGCGGGUGACUCAAACCGUGUCAGUACUCAGAUGAAGGAAACGGAGGCCGAGACUGCGGCGAUACUCGAGGAGGUGAAGAUGGUAAAAGGCACUAUAUCGCGCACGCUGACCGCAUGGGAGUCCUACUGCGACACUUACAGCUCGCUACACGCCUGGCUGGAGCAGGGAACUCAGACGACCAGACACGGACAGCGAGCUGAAGUGACGAUAGGGAUGAUGUCCGAGUGGAGCUCUUGCAGGGAGCGUCUGAACGAAGUCGGAAGCUAUCUGAAGGACGUCACGGAUCCACAGACCAGUCGCUCGGUUUCUGACGAUCUCUGCAGGAUUAAUCUGAUGUGGGCUGACUUCGUCAGAAGAGCCCAGUUUGAACUCGUUGAAGAGCAGAGUGUAACUCCACCGAGUCCUCAGACUCUCCAGGGUUUGAUUAGAGAGGCCACACAGCUUCUGACAGAACCAGUGGAGGUGGUAUCAGGAUCACUUCAUACGUACAGGAAGAGACUGCAGUUUGUGAUGAAGAAAAUACAAGAUGUCGAUCUGGAUUCUCUCUCUCCAACACUUGAGUGCUCAGCUGAAACGCUAAAUAAACUCAAACAGGCCGUUCCAGAGGUGCUGGAGACACUCGGCGAGGCCGUGCAAGUGUGUGAAGAAUUGCAAGAGAGCGUUUCGGGCCUGGAUGGUCGUCUGGCCGAACUUAUACACUGGGAGACUGAAGUCAGAGAGUUUUAUGACCUCCUAAAGGAAAAAUCACACCGACACCAAAGGGGGCAGGACUCUAGGACCCGGUCACUGAUUUCUAGAGGUCUGCAGUUAGAAGGCCAGGUGGUGAUGGAGGAGCAAGACCUUCAGGAGAUGGUGAUGUCACGUCAGAAGAACUCACCUCUGCAGUACCUCAUUGCCUCUACCAUGCAGGACAGAGUCCGUGCCACUGUCGCACAAUCACAGGAAGCCGUUGGGAUGCUCAGCUCCUUGGGCGCUCGCAGAGAGCGAAGCCCUACAGGACAUCAGCCUCCACAAAAGGUCUUCGUCCAGGAACGAGAGGUUUCGAAACCCGGAACGCAACCUCAGCCAGUGCCUAUGAUUGUUGUGCAGGAAUACCAAUUGGAGAAGAGUCAAAUCCAAGCAGUAGCAGAACCACGGUUAAAGAACGAAUCGGUAGGAGACCGUCCACCCCAGAGUAAACCUGAAGAACUUGCACAACCACAGGUUCUACCUGAAGUCGAGCCACAGGGUGAUCUGGUAGGUGUUGUGGCACUGGGGGAACCGAAGAGACAAAAAAGAGGUGACGAUAAAGAAACCAUGGAAUCUCAGCCACAUCAUCUGGAUACGAAACAAACACCAGAGCAAAUUCAGCAAGCACCCACAAGGCAACAACCUCUGUCUGUGCAACAGGAACCAACACAACUACAUUUGCAAUUAGACACUCAGCAACAAACUCAGCAGCAGGUGCAAAUACAGAAACAAGGUACAAGCCAACAGCAAACCUUAUUUCAACAGUCAGUAAAGGUAAGGAAAUUUCAGAAACGUGCAGAGAAUAGGCCUUGGCUACAACAGAAUGCCCAAGCAGACGUUUUGGCCUCUGAACAAUCGGGUAAAGUAAGUUCAGAAGUACCGACACAGCCAAAGGUUAUUGCCACUGCUGUGUCUCAACCUCCGGUGUCUACAUCAGACACACUCCAGGCACAAGCCAGAGUGACUUGGAUCGAGCAACAGCAGCCUAUCACUGUUACUGCCACUGUUGUAUCUCAAACUCAGGUUUCUACAACAGACACAAACCAAGCCGAGAGGGUUACACAGACACAUGCCAAAGUGAUUCAGGCCCAGCAACAACAGCCUACGACGUUCACUGCCAAUGUUGCAUCUAAACCUACGGUAUCUGCACUGGACCCAGUCCAGUCUGAACCAAAGAGUGUCGUACAGACACAAUUCCAAGUGAUUCAAGUACAGCAAAAGCAGUCUGUCUUGCAAGCCAAAAUGGGUCAUACCCAACAAGUGAUAGAAACCAAAGUGGGCCAGGUCCGACAACAGCAGCCUGUAACGCACGUUAAUUUGGGUAAAGUACACCAACAAGCCCCUCUCUCCCAAAUACCAGCAAAAGAACCAGUAGGAGCUAUGGUGCCAGUUACUUCACAAAAACAACCUCAGGCUCCGACUGUCCAACAGCAUCCACGACUAUUCACAGCCACCACAAUUACUCAGCCACCAACAAAGCAAUCAGAGAUGCAGCCACCAGUCAUGACUCAAAUGCAACCACCAGUCAUGACUCUAAUGCAACGACCGGUUAUGGCUCAGGCUCAACCCCCAAUUAUGUCUCAAACCUCUCAAUAUCUGCCAGCUAUGCAGGAAGAAAGUCAACCCAUGAGACAUCCCCCAACACCACUCUAUGCUCAAAUAAUAACUCAAAGGCAGCCACACCCAGUUGCAGCCCAGUCUCCACCCCAGCAAGCAGUAUCUCCCAAUCAAUCUCAAGGUGUUUCAAUAACACCAGCCCAGCCCAAAAGUACAGCUCCUAUCCAACCACGAAUAAUCACCAUGCCCCAGAAUCAACCACAAUUCUAUAAAUCACCUCAAUCCCCACCUCAGGGUAUGGGCAUGGGUCAAACUCAUGACAACAUUCAGCUAAGACCACAACCCCACAUCCAGCAGCCUCAGUGGAGACCAGUCAUGCCUGACAUAACGACACAAGGUUAUCAUGAGACCCUCCACCAGGCUUUCAUGCCAUACCAUAUGUCACCCCAGGUGCAGUUUCAGAGCCAGAGCCAUCCACGUUCAGAAGGUGUCUCCCAAACCCAGCCUCAGCAAUGGGCGCCAUUAGGAGGAGGUCUGGUGACACAGAAUUACCCCAAUGUCCAGGGUUCAUAUCAUGUUCAGUCUUAUGCCCAGUCUCAGGGUUACCCCAGUCCCCAGCCACAGAGUCAGCAGUGGGGCCAAUUUAGAUCUGAACCAACAGUGCAGCCUUAUUCACAAAUAAGCCCUCAAAGCCCAGUUCAGUCAUUUGUACCAUCACAGCACUGGCAACCAGUAAGACAAUCUGACAUGGUCAGACACAGUUACCUGCAGCUGCAGAUGUCUGAAUACCCACAAGUCCAACAUCAAGUCACUCCAAGACCGCAGAGCCCUCCUCAGCAAUGGCUUACGCAGCCAGAACCACAAUCCAAAGUUGCAUUUCUGAAAAUGGUUUCUCAACCAACCAACACACAUUGUUUCCAACCACCAUCCCAAGCCCCAGUAAGCCCUCAAGGUCCUGCUCCACAGCAGCCCCAAACUCAACAGCAGCAGUGGCCACAAAACAAGCCCGAGGUUCGAUUUCAAGUUCAGAUUCAGAGCCAAACAUUGCAGUCACCGUCUCAGUUCCAAGUUUUGCAAAAGCCACAGUCGCCAGAACAGGAGCAACCCCAACCGCAGUCAGUUGCUCAGGUCAAACCUUCAUCCCUUGCUCCAGUAAGACCCCAAGGCCCUGCUCAACAGCAGCCCCCAACUCAACAGCAACAAUGGCCACAAGACAGGACUGAGGCCCCAUUUCAAGUUCAGAUUCAGAGCCAGAUUCAGAGUUCAGUUCUUCAGACACAGCCUCAAUUCCAGGUUUUACAAACGCCACAGUCACCAGAACAGGAGCAACCCCGACAGCAGUCACUUGCUCAAGUCAAACCACCAGCUCAGGCUCUUGUCAUACUUCAAGGUUCUGCUUCACAACAACCACAAACUCAACAGCAGCAGUGCCCACAAAAAAGAUCUGAGGCUCCAUAUCAAGUUCAGAUUCAGAGCCAAACUCCUCAUACACAGCCUCAGGUAGAGGUUUUAGAAAAGCCACAGUCCCCGGUGCAGGAGCAACUCCAACAGAACUUAGUUGCUCAGCUCAAACCUCCAGCUCAGGCCCAGGAUCCUUCCCUGGCAAGGAAAAAGUUUGAGGAUGCCAAGCACUGCCUUCAAGAGCGCAUUCUAGAGACUAUCAACAUAUUAAAGAGCAAGAAGAUAACUCAGGACCAGCUGCUUUUCAAAGAAGAAUCUGUGGAUCUUGAACUCCUGAAAGAAUUCCUGAUGGCUGUACAAGGAAUGGAGGCUUUCUGCACCCCAUCUCAGCUCCGAGACAUGGAGCUCCUUACCCAGUCUGUCAGAACUCAGUGGGAGGCCUGCUUCUCUGAGAACAUUCUCGUUCCGGCUGACCAGCAGCUGGACGCCCUAAAGCAGCUGUGUGAGACGUUGAGUCCAGAAGAUGCCAACAGGCUGGAACGGGCUCAGCUCCAGGAAUGUGAGACGACACUCGCUGCCAUCCAGCGUCAGUCCAGUGGAGAUGGUGAAAUGACACCAACAGACUCUGGUGUGCUUGUAGAGCAGGCAAAAGAGACAUCACUACAGAAAACUGCCCAUCCAGAGAAACCUGUGGAAAUCACUACAGAGACCUCCCCUGUCACAGCUCACCGGCCAAAAACCGUGGAGAAGAAAGAGAUACUAAAGCAGAUAAGCACGGAGGAGGACAGGUACAGAAGUUCAAGGUUCGCCCUGCAAGCUCAGCUGAAUAGGAACGAGCAGAACAUGCUGGGAGAUCGUCCCUCUGGGUCAGCCACGGCCACAGACCUGCAAAAGAGGCUCCGAGAGCUAAAGGCUUUGCAGGACGAGACGGAGUCUUUAUGGUCGGAGUACGAGGUGCAGUGCGCACAGUGUUCUCAGAUCAACGAGAGAUCGGUGGAGCAAGACCGAGCCGAGCUCACGGUCAAGUGGAAUGAGCAGAGAGCGCAGCUACAGAGGAGGGUCGAUUCUCUCGGCUCGGCUCUGGAGCUCAUGGAUUCCGUCGAGCGCCGCGUUGCAGAGAUUUCCGAGCGUCUCGACAAGUUCAUCAAGGAACCCAAAGAUGUUCGAGCAUACACGCUGAUCGAUGCAAACAUCCUGAAAGAUGUUAAGGACUUGGAUGAGGGCAUCCAAACGCAGAUGGACCACCUCUCUCGGUUUGACUCGGAACCGAGCCACCUGGACCUGCGUGACCGCUCUCCUCUCACCCAGCUGGUAAUGAAGCACCGAUCCAGCCUGGAUCGGCUCCGGCAGCAAGUCCGCAAGAGCGAGGCGGCAGCUCGUGCCCUGGACCGCUUCCUCGUCUCACUGCGCACUUUGGAUCAGGAUGUCUUGUUUGCGCAGAGCGCCCCCUGCGCCGACGUGACUGCGCUGCAAGACAGCAGGUCCAAGCUAGCUCUGAUCAGGAAGGGAGCAGCAAGCCUGAGCGAUAAAGCACCACAGUUGGAUCAGCUCCUUGGUGGAGCCAAGAUGGAGGUGACCGAAGAGGGAAGCUCUGUGACGUGUCUGGAUAUGGUGGAGGUGCUGGUGCGGAAGGUGGAAGACGCCGACGACAAGCUCAUUAUCAGACAGGAAGAGCUUCAGAAAGAGCAGCAGAGCAAGGGACUCGGGAUGAGGAAGAAGACUCUGCUGGCGGAGCUGAGGAAGGUGAAGGGUGUGGCAGAGAAGCAGGGCCUCAAGGAACCCACCAUGCCGUCUGUGCAGCACAGGAUUCGCGCCUUGUCGGAUCUGGAGACGCAGAUGAGCUCGCUGCGUCCGGAGUACGAGAGUAUCAGAGAAACCGCUUCAAAGCUUUCUACAGUCACAGAGCGGCGUGAUGAGGUGGAGUCCGUUUGGGAGGAGACCGAGAGAGCCGUUGCUGAAAGGCAAGAGCAGUGCAGCACUCUAAUGGAACUGCUGAAGAAGUUUCAGAGCUGCCGUGCUUUCCUGGGCAACAUCCUCCAGAGGGCGGAGCAAACCAUCAGCGAGCAGGCCUCGUACAUGAGUAAAGACAACCUCCAACGCCUCAUAGCCAGGGUUUACGGGAUAAAGGAGGACCUGAAUGGCCUCGGACCUAAGAUCGAGGAGUUCAGGGCUGUGUGCAGGCAGCUGCAGUCUCAACUAAAGAAACUCCCAGACUGCUCAGAAACUCCAUUUGAAGCCGAGGCAGAUGCUCUGGUGGACUCCUGGCUGGAUGUCUCAGAGAAGACAGACAGCUAUGUGGACAGCCUGCGCCUGGGUUUGGAAGUGUGGGAGAAGCAGCUGAUGCUUGGUGAAGAGUUGGACGUUUGGGCUGCCGCUAAACUCGGUAUUUUCGCCGAGUCUCACCCGUUCAGCAGCGAGAAAGAGGUCUUCGAAAUGAAGGAUGAGAUCCAGAAUCAGGAACGGAGCGUCGAACAGUUCGGCAGGAAGACGCUGGAGAUCCAGGAGCUGCUGCAGAGCAAAGAGGCUCCACUGGAGCUACAGGUCGUGGAGACUGUUCUGAAGAAGAAGAUGGAGCAGGUGAAGGAGCUUUUCGACAGCCGCACCGAAGUCUUCCGGGAGCUGCUGAGUGUCCGAGCCCACCUCCUGCAGAGGAUUGACACCUGUCAAACAUCCAUCCAGAGAAUACACUCCUCAGUGAGAAUGCUCUGUCCUGACAGCAAAGAUCUGCUGCAGCAGCAUCUACAGGAUCUUUCUGAUCAGUUGCUGGAUCAGGAAGAAGAGGCUGACUCUCUGAUGAAGGAAGUCGAGCUCAUGUCCAGUGUGACUGCUGCACCCGAGGCCCUAGAGGAACCGUCCAAUAAAAGCAAGCGCCUCAAAUAUAGCAUCGAGGUGACUCGGGAGCUCAUUGGUCAAAAGAAAGAACAGGGAGAGAAAAGCGUUCUCGUCCAGUCAAUUAAAGAUGAGUGCCAGAUGUUUGAGGACUGGCUACAGGAUGCGCAGCUUGCUGUCAACGAGUGCUUUGAGAACCCGGAGACAAGGGAGGAUGUGGAGGCGUCCAUGCAGAGGCUUCAAGAUUUCCUAGCUUCUGAAGAAGGUGAGCAGCAACUUGCCCAGGUGAAGAAGGCGUUGGAGAAGAGAGAUCAGGAGGAAGUCCCUGCCGAAACCCAGGCUGAACUUUGUGGCUGGCAGCAGGAGCAGGAGGCAGAGCUGACGGCCCUCCGAGCUCACAGCCAAGGACGCCACAAACAGCUGGAGGACAUCCUAAGCAAACUCAACAGCUUGCAAGCUGAGCAUGACCAUUUCCAAGAUUGGUUACGACGGAGAGAGAAGCUACCAGAGCGAAGGGAAAAGCUGAGACACCUCCAUGAGGAUUUUCUUAAAGAAAGUGGACGUGUUGAGGCGUUCAGUGACUUGCUAGCUUCUGUAAGAUUGAAAGGCUUAAGAGGAGACCCCUUGCUAAGAGACAGCGAGUCCCUGGUGGACCAGUACCACAGUCUUGGAAUUCGUCUGGAGAAUCAGUCUCAAAUCUAUAAAUCCUUGGAGAAGGCGGUAGAAACGUUCCAUAUUGAGGAGGAAAACACCAGGACGUGGGUGAGAAACGUAAAACACGGUCUGGAAACACUGGACAAAGACGAAGACAUUCCAACAGAGGAAAAGUUCCCGAAGAUUCAGGUCGUUUUAGACCUGCACGGCGAGGGCGACUCCAGGAUGGCCGCUUUGAAGAUGGAUGGCGAGAGCCUGUGUGCUCGUGAAGAGUUGGAGGAAAGCGUGCGGCAGGAAAUAAUCCGUACCCUGAGGAAUCUAGACGACGAAUGGAGAAGAGUUCUGGAUUCGGCGCGGCAGCUUAAAGCUCAGGCCGAGCUCCAGCGAACUCUUUUCAAGGAGCUAGAAGCUCUCCAAGAUGAUGUGACGAAUACCCGGUCAUGGGUAGAUGAACAAAUGCGAAAGUUGGACUUCCUGGACAAAGACACUUCGGUACAGGAAAGACACAAGCAGCUGCAGGAGGUCCUGAGUCUGAAACGUGAAGGCGAAUCAAAAAUGGCGACUUUAAGAAAAAAGGGAGAGAGCAUAUGUGCUCGUAAGGAGAGGAAGAGACACAGCGUUGAAGAAAGACAGAGAGAGUUGGAGGAGGAGUGGGCAAGGGUUCUGCAAACUGCAUGGGAGAUGACGAACCAGAUUGAGCGUGAAGAUUCUCUCUCCAAGGAACUAAAGCGCUUCCAAGACCAGCUGGAAAGCACACAAGUUUGGAUUAGAAAGCUGAAAGUGACCCUGCAGUCCAUGGAUAAAGCCUCUCCAGCUGAGGAGAUAAUUACCCAGGCUCAGACUGUCUUGGUCCAUGGUCCAGAGGGUGACUCAAAACUUGCUGCUCUUAAGCAUACAGGUGAGUGUGUGUGUACUCGUGAAGGGCUUGAAGAAGACACAAGGCAGUCCAUCCAGCAAACUCAGCGAGCCUUAGAGCAAGACUGGAGAGAAGUGCUUGAUUUUGCUCAAAUCCUGAGGAACGAAGCGGAAAUCCAGGUCGCUCUUGAUAAGGAGCUUCAGGAUUUUAAUUCCCAAGAAGAAAUCUUUCGAACCUGGGUCAUGGAUCAUCAGAAGCUGUUUGAACCUCUGGACAAAGACGCUCCUCUACAGGAGAUGCUUGUUAUAUCACAGACCGUCUUGAACUUGCAGCCAGAGGCAGACUUGAAGAUGGCUGCUCUGAAGAGUAAAGGAGAGAAUCUGUCCACAAAGCUGGAUGAAAGCAGGAAGGAAUCGAUCCGGCAGAUCCUCACGGAUGUUCAGGAGAAACUGAGAACAUUGAUGGAAAUCGCCCAAGAGCACAGAAAUCAGGCCGAGCUCCAGGAUUCUCUCUCCAAGGAGCUUCAAGCUUUCCAGUCGGAGGAAAAGAUGAUACGGUCCUGGGUUGAAGAGUUAAAGCAAGACUUGGUUUCACUGGGCAGAAGCACUCAUGGCACCCAAGAGCAAAUAGAGGAACGGCUCAACAAAGCUCAAGCUGUUCUGAGCCUUCGAACUGAAGGAAACUCCAAGAUGUCCUCCUUAAAAAGAAAAGCAGAGAGUCUGUGCGGUCAGGAAGAUCUUGAUGGACAAAUAAGACGCGCUCUUGUGCAGAACCAGAAGUCCUUAGAAGAAGAAUGGAAAGGAGUUCUCCAGAAUGCCCAAGAGCUACACAGUCUCUUGAGGAGCGUAGUGGAGCGUCUGGUUUCGUGUCAGUGCCAAAGACAGCAGACCCAGUCUCGUGUGGAGCAACUGAUGCAACAGACGGCAGCGCUUCCUCACCACUUCCCCUGGCCCGGAUUCGGGGACCGCAGGCAUGCAGUGGAGCAGGCUACGGCUCUUCUGGACAAGGCGAGGUCUCUGAGCCCUACCCUGUCCGCUCUCAGAGCCCUGGGCCGAGAGAUGAGCCAGCUCACACGGGACCCGAGCUGGACGGAUCCGUCUUGGCAAACCAUCGAGGAGUGCGUCCCGGGGUUAAUCAAAGAUUUAACGGAAUUGUGCGAGCGCCUAGAGGAGGGCAUCCGCAUAGAAAGAAACUGCGCUCAGCUGGUGGAGCAGCACAGUGCCGCACAGGACUGGCUGAGAGAGCAAAUCAAAGGUUUUGGAGACCUGCCCAGUGAUCGCCAUGGCUUACAGGGAUCUAUUAAUACUUUAAAGGCUCUUCUUCAGACGGUGGAGCGGGAGGAGAGAGAAAUGAGAGAGCUAGACGCGGCUAAGGACGCCCUGAUCAACUUGUGCACCCCAGGUGGACGUGAUGCUCUGUCUUUAGAAACCGGCCACCUCCAUGACCUUUGUGCCGCCUCUGAGAGGGAAAUAAAGGAGAGGCUUGUUGUGUGUGAGACUAGAUUGACUGACAUCGACUUGAAGAUAGCUGAAAGAGCAGAGAGACUCCGAGCACAGGCUGAGUGCAUUCUGAAUGAUCUCAGAGCACAUGAAUAUCUAGGAUUUGUAGAAGGAAGCAAGAAUAUUAGCCAACUACAGGAAAACUGGAAUAUCCUGAAGACCUGUGAGAAGGAGCUCGAGGCAAUAGAGGUCAAAGUUUGUGAUCUGGGCCAGGCCAUCCGCAUGAUUCCCCCUGAUGAGAAUCUUCCUUCUAAUAUCAUUUCUCUCGUAGACACAGUGACCCAGCAGUACUGCAGAUCGCAGUCCAAGCUGUCUGAACGACAGGACGUCUGUUCUGAUAGCGCUGUGCGGUGUUUGAGAGAUACACUGCAGGCCCUGCGUUCCUGGGCCCAGUCAACACACGCACAACCUCCUUCCGACUCGGCUUCCGCCGUUCAGGCGAUGCUAGAUGAAGGUGCAGUGCUGCAUAAGAACCUGCAGGUGGCAGUGUCACACAAGCAGCUGCUCAGAGACUGUCUGGGUCAAGAACUCGCCGACAAGCUGGAGAAAGACGGAUCGAAUGCGUUAAAGGAUGCAGAGACGCUCGUUAAUCAACUUCAGCAGAGACUGCAGGAUCUUGAGGAGGAAAGGAUGAAAAACAAAGCUCUUACAUUCUCACUGGAAACGCAACCCAGUCAUGUGGUCCCAGAGGUUUCCUGUGAAUGGCCCAGCACACUGGAUGCUACCAAAAAGGUUGAGUUUGAUCGGUCAAAGCCUCAAGAUAUUUCCUCUGCUCCGGUGGCCAGUGCUGAAAGUUCAGUGGUUGAGCCUUUUGAAAUGAUGCAUAGAGAUGUUGCCAUGACAAUUAUUGAAGAGACUCCAGCAAAGGCAGAACAGCCACUGGAAACGUUAGUGCAAGAUGAUGUUCUAGCUGACGAUGACUCAGAUGACACUCUGACUACGGCAUCCGAACAAAAAUCAGGAGUCUUUGAGGUUUCCAUGACGGUUAAUGAGGAAUUCUUGCCAGAAUCUCCAACUGCAGAACCACCGCUGGUGUCUGCGGUAGAUGAGUACCGGGCUGAAUUCAAAACCGAUGAUCUCCCAGCCACAACAUUAUCUAUAACCCCUAAACAAGAAGAACCCACUGAUGUCACUGUAUCUGAAACAGAGAUUCAGUCUCUUCAUGCUGAUCUUCAUGUCUUAGAAGCUGUCACAGAGAGAAUAAAACCAUGUGAAGAGUUGGAGGAAAGAGCACUUCCACUGAACACACCUGUCUCCACAAUCAUUGACAGAGAGAUACCUACAGAACUCACUGAGGAGAUUUCAGAAGUGAUAGACUUUCCAACAGCAGACUGGUCACUGGCAGCCCUGCAUUUCGACUCAAGUGAACUUAAAACUGAUGGUUUGUCUACCACAGCGUUACCUGUGCGGUCUGACAGAGUACCAGAAGUUGAUGAAUUUGCAAUUGGUCCAGCAGACGGUGAAGGGAAAAUUCAGAUGAAGGGAAGGGAAAAGGUACUACCUGCCUCGUGUGACGAACUCCUUGAUGCCGAGAUAUCCGUGGAAGGAAAACAUAAGGACUCAAUUGGAAGCGACAAGAGGAUGAUAUAUGUUCAGAGUCUUGAAGGAGAAUCUGAUGCAGUUGAUGAAGCACAUAGGAAGCGGUCAUUGACUUCUGAUACCUGUGAACUCGUGAGCGAAGAUAGUAAAAUGCCACAAAAGAAAAUAGCUGCACUAAUUCUGGAUGCAGACACAGUACGUAUUCAUACUACUGUGGUCCCUGGUUCAAUUGAGCAUAAUGCAGGGAGAAUUGAUUCUGCUUCAACCACUGGCUAUGAUAUCACUUGGUCUCAACAAAUGGAAAGGUUGGAUACAUCAGAAGAAAUGAGAAAACAAUUUGGCAGUCUCUCUCCCGAUCAAAAAGAACUGGAAAAUGCUGGGAAUGUCGAUUCCCCUAAAUCAAGUCAACCCUCUGAGGAAAACACUGAUAGAACUCUAUUAAUCUCUGGGCAAACAUCUGAGACCCAAAUCUUCACCAGGAACAGUGAACCAAAUACCACACACGUUGAGAGAGAAGGAACCUGGACAACAAACAAUGGUCCACAGGAGGUCCAGAGAGUGAUGGAACCACUUGAACACUGGAAUGUAAAUAAUGGUCCUCGAGAAAUCCAACAUAGAUGCAUCAUUCUGGAAAGACAAGGAGGACUAGAGAUCCGUCGAGAACCAGUUGCCGAGACAAACGUUCCAGCACUUGAUGCUGCUACAAGUAAACCUGGCAGAGUAGCAACCGACGUUUCUGAACUUGAAGUUGCAGAAAACGUUGAACAAGAAGUUGGUAAAAAAUCAGUUGAAACUGAAGACACACAGAGCGUAGUAUUGAAUGCAGAGAAACAAUCUGAGACAUUAGAGAUCACAAGGACAUUACCAGCUCCACCAGCUAGAAGGAAACUAGAGAGGUUAUCCUUCAGUAGUGAAGACAAGCUAGUGGAUGAAGUGGGUAAAGUAAUUCUGGAAGUUGAGAGCACAAAAACGACAACAGUGAAAGGUGAGACUAAACCAACCCCACCAACCAGACAAUCUCAGGAAAGUGAAAGGUUAUCAGUCAGUUCAGAGGUCCAGUCUGAAGAAUCUUCCCCUAAUCUUCCCAUACCAACCAGUCAGCAAUACAAACAUGAUCGAACCCAAUUACCACCUACAGAGGUUCUUCCAACUCUCCCGAACAGAAGACAUAAGGACAAGUUAGGAGAUGAAAGGCUUUCCCUGGAUCUCGAUUCUCCACCCCCACCAGAAAGAAGACAAAAAGAGAAGGCAGAGAAUCAACAACUUGAACAGGAGAAGGCGAGUAAAACAACAUCUGUCGAGGAACCUCAUGUAAAAUCAACUCCACCAGUCAGGCGAAAAGAAAGUCAGGUUAUAAGUGACAGCACCUCAGUGGUUUCCAAAACCCAAAAAGUGGAGGAGACACUGGUGAAACCCACACCUCCAACAAGAAGGAGAGAUAGCAAAACUUUGACUGACCCGGUGUCUGACAGCAGUGAUUUGGACAAAACAAUGACAAAAGAAAUAGCUCUUGAGGAAUCUCUUGAAAAACCAACUCCACCUGUGAGACGAAAAACAAGCUCAGAUGUAAGUCCCUUCAUCACUCCACUGGUCUCCAAACCCCAAGGAACAGAGGAUUUACCGGUGAAGCCCACACCUCCAACAAGGAGAAAAGAUAGCAGAAGUGUAAGAGACACCAUAUCUAAAGAAAUGGAAUGUCAAAUUUCUAAGAGCGCUGAAUUGGAAAACACAGUGAUGCAAGGGAGAGCUGUUGAGGAACUUUUUGUAAAACCAACCCCACCAGUAAGACGAAAAGGGAGCCAAAUAAGUCAAAUCCAAGAAAUGGAGGAGAAAUUAGUGAAACCCACACCUCCAACAAGAAGGAGAGAGAGAAAUGUCAGUGAUGGGGCCUAUGAAGAAUUCGCCAGCCGAAUUUCCAGUAGCACUGAUUUGGAGAAGACAGUGACACAAGAGAGAGCUCUUGAGGAGUCAAUUAUUAAAUCGACUCCACCAGUGAGACGAAAAGUGUCAGGUCAAAUUGAAAGUGACGUCGUUUCGGUGCUUUCUAAAAUCCAAGAAGUCGGGGAAAAUGUAGUGAAACCCACACCUCCGGCAAGAAGGAGAGAUAGCAGAAAUGUGAGCGACCCGGUAGCCAUCAACAUUUCCAGCAGCGCUGAUUUGGAGAAGACACUUACACAAGAGAAAGCUCUUGCGGAGCCUCUUGUAAAACCAACUCCACCAGGGAGACGAAAAGCAAGUCAAGUUGAAAUCAAUGUUAUCUCAUUGGGGUCAAAAGCCCAAGAAAUAGAGGCUACGCUGUUGAAACCCACACCACCGGUAAGAAGGAGAAGUAGUGGAAAUAUGACUGACACAGCGGUCAGUAGAAUCUCUGGCAGCUGUGAUUUGGAGAAUUCAUCUGUGGUGACACCAGAAAGAGCUGCUGAAGAGACUCUUGUAAAACCAACUCCACCAAUGAGAAGAAAAACAAGUCAAGCUGAAAGCGACAUUUCCAUUGUUGAUAAAAUCAAAGAAAUGGAGGAGACUUCAGUGAAACCCACACCUCCAUCAAGAAGGAGAGAUAGCAGGAAUGUGAGUGACGUAGCCAUCAAAAUUUCCAGCAGCACUGAUUUGGAGAAUCAGUUGACGCAAGAGAAAUCUCUUGAGGAGCCCCUUAUUAAACCAACUCAACCAGUGAGACGAAAAACAAGCCCAGUCGAAAGUGACCGUUCCAUGGUUUUUAAAACCCAAGAAAUGGAGGAGACUUUGGUGGAACCCACACCUCCAACAACAAGAAGAGAUGGCAGAAAUGUGAGUGACUCAGUGGCCUGUGACAUUUUUGUCAGCAGUGAUUCGGAGAAGUCUGUGGCACGAGACAGAGCUGCCGAAGAGGCUCUUGUAAAACCACCUCCACCAGAGGAAUCACUGGUGAAACCCACACCUCCGACACGCAGGAGGGAUAGCAGAAAUGUUGAUGAAAUUGUACCUAGACAAAUAGAGGGUGAAUUUUCAAGUAGCACUGAUUUGGACAAGACUGCGACACAAGAGAGGGCUGAUGUGGAGGUUCUUGUAAAACCGACUCCUCAGUUGGGACAAGAAGCAAGCCAAGCUGAAAGUGACUCUUCCAUCAUAGAUAAAACCCAAGAAAUAGAGGAGACACCAGUAAAACCUACGACUCCAACAAGAGCGGGAGAUAGCAGAAACGUGGAUGAAAUAGUACCUAAACAAAUGGAGAGUGAAUUCCCAAGUAGCUCUGAUUUGGACAAGACCGUGACACAUGAGAGUGCUGAUGUGGAGGAUCUUGUAAAACCGACUCCUCCGUUGGGACAAGAACUAAGCCAAGCUGAAAGUGACAUUUCUUCAGUGGUUUUCAAACCCCAGGAGCCAAAAGAAGCACUGGUGAAGACCACACCUCCGACAUGCAGGAGAGAUGGCAGAAAUGUGGAUGAAAUAGUACCUCAACAAACAGAGGGUGAAUUCCCAAGUAGCACUCAUUUGGACAAUACCAUGUCACAAGAGAGGGCUGAUGUGGAGGAUCUUGUAAAACCGACUCCUCCAGUGGGACAAGAAGCAAGCCAAGCUGAAAGUGACUCUUCCAUCAUAGAUAAAGCACAAAAAAUAGAGGAGACACCGGUAAAACCCACACCUCCAACAAGAAGGAGAGAUAGCAUAAAUGUUCAGGAAGCUGUACCUAAACAAAUGGAGAAUGAAAUUUCCAGCAGUACUGAUUUGGCUAAUACCAUGAUGCAAGAGAGUGCUGAUGUGGAGGAUCUUGUAAAACCGACUCCUCCGGUGGGACGAGAAGCAAGCCAAGCUGAAGGCGACAUUUCUUCGGUGGUUUCCAAACCCCAGGAGCCAAAAGAAGCACCGGUGAAGCUCACACCGCCGACAUGCAGGAGAGAUAGCAGAAAUGUGGAUGAAAUAGUACCUAAACAAACAGAGGGUGAAUUCCCAAGUAGCACUCAUUUGGACAAGACCAUGACACAAGAGAGGGCUGAUGUGGAGGAUCUUAUAAAACCGAGUACUCCAGUGGGGCAAGAAGCAAGCCAAGCUGAAAGCGACAUUUCUUCGGUGGUUUCCAAACCCCAGGAGCCAGAGGAAAUACCGGUGAAGCCCACACCUCCAAAUAGGACAGGUAGCAAAAUUAAGAGUGAUACAGUUACUGAAGUUUCUCAAUCUGAUGUACAGGAGGGGGGUAUGAUUGAACCAACUCUGAGAGAAGGUGAUAGCGAAGUAGAGCGUGAAAGUAUCAAAGUAUCAUCUCUUAGCAUAGAACCUGAUGAAGCUCUACCUAAACCAACCACACCAAUAGGCCAGAAGGAUACAACUACAACUGAUCUUGAUAUCAUUCCAAUUAAAAUAGAAGAGCCACUGAUCCAACCAAUCCCACCAACCGGGAACAUAGAAAAAACGAAGAGUGCUGAGAGCCAACCAAUCAUUAAAGUUGAUCAGCCUGAGAAAGAGCCAUGCGCUGCUCUCUGCAUGGAAUCUACAGAGGGCUUGAUUGGGAUUGAAAGCAUCAGUUUUGCUGAGGCACAAGUACAAGAUGCAGACAAAUCAGAAGUCCCCAGUCAGGAUGCUUCAGUUCCCAAAAGUAUUCACGUGUCCGAGGCGUUAGAAGAAAAAGAAGAAGAAGAACCACUUGGUGCUACGAUGAAUAAUAUUUUCACUGAGAUUGAAAAGAUGUCUAAGACACGACCAAAUAGCCUGCUGAUUGAGAGCAGGCCUUAUGUAGAUCCUCUGGACAUUCUCAACACCUCUGAUGCCGACCUUGAGGCCCAGUUGAACAGAUUGGCGUUCUGUAUACUGAGCUGCCGUAACUGUCCUGCAGUGCUCAACCCCACAGAUAUGGCCAAACAAGUAGAAGAGGCUGAGUCUUGCAGGCAGAGUGCUCAGAAGCAAGUUUCCUCAAUCUCAAAGCAAGAUCACGUUAACGGUGAUGUUAGCGCUCUUGCCGCUGGCUCAUCCAACGACCCUGAGUCUAUGCAGCGACUGAGCUGCCAGUGGACAGAGGCAUUGUGGGAUGCAUCUGGCACUGUAUACACCAAGGAGGCACAAUUGCAGCUGGUGAUUGACUAUGACAGACAAAUGGAGAAAGCCAAAGCUACUCUUGAGAAACUGGCAAGUGAACUGGACUCCUUGAAAAUGUGUCCGGUCGAAAGCAGCUUUGUUGAGGAGCAGAGACUGCGCUCCUUCCUGAGGACUAUGGAACAGGAGAGGACGGUUCUUGGAGAGCUGAUCCAAAUACAUUCCCAGCUAUCACCGCACCUCAGCCAGCCUGAGGGAGCAGCAGCACAGUCGCAACAGAGCAUCUUUCAGUGCGAAUGGAAGGCGCUGCAGAGAUCUGCUGAGAGAACCUUGCAUAAUGUCAGCGCUUACACCAGAGAGAGUUUCGACCUUCUAGAGGAUAUCGAUACCUUAAAAGAUCAUAUGGAGAACUUCCAUAAGAUCUUGGGAUCACCUCGGAUUUCGUCUGCUGGUUGGGAUGGCAAGAGAGCGCAAGAGACGAUUAAACUCUGCGCUGAGCUCACAGCUGCCAAACAAAGAUAUUCUGAUCUCCAGCAAAGCUUUGAAGCUUUCUCCCAAGGAUGUCAUUUCGUCAGUGAGGUGUAUAACAUACAGCGGGGCUUAUGGAGUAUCAAAGAUCACCUGGAUCUGAUUGGUGAGGAGUUGGCUUUUUCAAUCCCGACCAGCAACAGCCCAGCUAUGGUCAGAAUCAUCAACGUGAUAACGGAAGCCCUAGCUUGGGCCAAGAAGACGGAGUACGACAUUAAUAAUAGGCAAAGGAAGGUUUCUCUGCUUCCAGAAGAAGUCCAUCGACAAAUCAAGGAUUUGAAGAAGCUGCAUUCAGAGGUGACCUCUAAGCAGAUACAGUUAACCACUCUGACCGAGGAGGUAACCGAGUUGAUCCCGGAUCUUGACGAGCCGGAUGUUCCUGUGGUCACUUCCUUUUUGGAACUGUUGGCAGGUUUGUCGAAAUCGACAGCAGAAAAACUAGCCACUGCUAUGGAAGAAAUACAGUUGAGUCUUCAGACUCGGGAGAAGAUUUCGGAGCAGAUAGCUGAUGUGGAUUCCUGGAUUCUGCGCCACCUCCAUAAGGAAUCUCUGAUCCGAGAGGAUUUCCAAAGCUUGAGCGCAGCAGAUCUCGAUCGAAGGUUACGGCAGAGUCAGGAUACACUCGGUGAGGCGGAAAAACACUCCGGGAUCGUGGAGGCUUUGCUGAUGAAGAGUAAAGACAUUACCUCUGAGCUUAGUAUCUCUGAGAACGCAUGGCUGUAUGAGAAACUCACCAAGCUUGAGGAAGAUAUAAAGGGCGUCAUCAGUUAUGAGAAAUCCUCCAUCCUGGAGAUAACAGAUAUAUUACAGACCCAGGAGUCAUCAGAACAGAAAAUGGCUUCUUUGGAGCAGAAACUGAGAGAGAUAAUGAUGGACAUGAAUGGACACACAUUUCCCAUCACUAAGGACACUCUGUCUGCCAUUGAGCCAAUCAAACGCGUGCUCGUAGAGCACAAGUUUCAGCUUGAACAAAUAAACACCUCUGCAGAAGGCAAGAGGAGAGAGCUGCUAUGUGUGAUCUCUGAGCUUCAUCAUAAAAUGAAGGCUUUUCAUAUUAAAUCUCAAAUCCACGAAAGGUUCCUCAGCCUCAAGCAGCGUGCGGAGGAUCUUCGGGAAAACGUCGAGGUCUACGUCCCAAAGACGAAAGAUGAAAGCAUUGGCAAAGAGGAACGCUAUAAGAUCUGUCAGUCUCUUCUUAUCCAGAUUCCUCUAAUCAAACUUAUGUACAAGGAGGCCUCGGAUGAGCUUACAAACAUCUCAAAGGACCUUUAUCCGUCUCAGCUAACUACCGAACAAGAGAGGCUCAAACAAAACCUUGACAGUCUUAACGCUUGGGAGACGGCUAUCCGAAAUAACCUUCACAUUGUGGAAUGGGACAUUCUGAAAGAAAUAAAUUACCUCUCGGAGCAAAGAGUGGUACGCCGUUUCCUCAAAGAGGUUAAUCAGGUGCUGGAGAAGACUUAUGAGGUGGAGUCUAACCAGGGAGCCGUUGAAGACGAGCUCAGAAAGUUCCUUAAAGUUAAGAAGAACAUCGAAGCUAGAAUGCAGGUUCUGGAGGUUUUGGAAAUCAGAAACGGACACCAGCAGGGCUCUCGACAUGCUAAGGACAUUGCAGACUUGGCUAAAAUGGUCUUAGACAACUGUGAACGAAGAUUAGUGGACCUGUCCAAAGCAAAGGAGUCGUUGAAAAACUAUUCUAGAGGAGUCAGAAGUGCCGGUGAGUUCCUCCAGAGGACUGAAUCCGUUCUUCUCCCGUCUCUCUGCUCACCGAGGAGCUGUUCAGAAAGGCUGAAGGACGUCCAACACGCCCUGUUAACUUCGCACAAAGAGUUCCAAUCCCAUCUUGCCGAAAUUCAGACUCUUGCGCCCUUCAGUCCCUUAUUUUCGGUGCAGAAGGUUGAAGAAUUACAAGUUAAGAUUCUAGGUUGCCUCUUGGUUCGGAUGUCCACUCUUAAAGCCCAGGCCCAGCUGAGACUGGAAGCUUUAGAGAGGUGUGUAAACAGCCAGAGAAACACCCGUGUGCGCUACGAAGAGCUGUGCCGACGUGUCCGGGACUCGGAAACAACCCUGGCGGAGUGCGCCUCUAAAAAAAUCACCUCUCAGACGGACUGCCGUGACCAGCAAGAGAAACUUAGAACACUGGUUAAAGAGAUCGACACCCUGCCUGGCAAACUGGAUGAGCUGAGAGAGUGGUGUCCAGUACAGGGUUGCCGUGGCAACAGGGACGAUGCUGUAAACUCGCUCUGGGGUCAGGCGGCCAGACUGCGGCAAUGCGCCAGAGAUCUGCUCGCACACUCGGUGUGGAGGGGAGAGGAAUGGAUACGCAUCGGGAAGAGUAUGGAGGAAGCAUCGUCUGUCCUGGAGCAGAUGGAGGCUGAGUUGCCAGAGAGCAGCAGAGAGAAGGCUACUGCUGAGGAGCUUCAGGAACUGCUGCAGUUCUGGUCACCAUACCAGGACAGACUGGACUGCGAGCAUCGAGCUCUGUCUGCACUGGAACUGCGAGUCGCUAGGCUUCUGAGAGUCCCCUCCCACUUGGAACAAGCCCCGCCCAUUCCACUGUGCCAGGAGCUGCAAACCAUGCAAGAGCGCUAUCACAGACUAAAGUCCAGGAGUACCCAGGGCCGUAAGGUAGUUCAGGCGGAGAUGGAAGAGAGGACGAAGGUGUGUGAGGAGCUGCAGGGGAUCCGGAAAUGGCUCGUAGCUGCAGGGACUGUGCUGUCAGAGCUGGAGCAAGCGCCCGGCACAGAACGGCUCCAGGAGCUUCAUUCCGAACUGUGUACCCAGAAGGCUUUGCUGCAGCGCAUCAUGGAGGGCCUUAGGAUGAAAUAUUCAGAUAUGUACACUCUGGUUCCCGUGGAGAUAGACGGCCCACUACAGGAAGUCUCUCUCUCACUACAGGAAGUGGUAAAGCAGGUGGAGGUGGCCGUGCAGAAGAGCGGGCCGUUACACAGGCUAGAUGCUCAACUUUCAGAGAUCAACACAGGUCUGGAUGGCGUACAGGGCAGACUAAAUAAAAAGUGUCCUAACGUCGCUGAAGCCGAGAGCGUACAGAAGCGUGUGUGGGACGAGUUGGACGGCUUACGUUCGCGUCUCGCAGCGGUCGAGGUGGAGCUCCAGGCCUUCAGUGAGGGGAAACCGGAGGAGGCGCAGGCUCUCGCGGAGAAACUUUCUCAGACCCAGCUACUGCACACACGCCUUUCCAAACAAGCCGAGGACAGAACAGCCUUCCUCAACAAGAUACAUGGUUGGCUGCAGGAGCAUGAGGAGAUGGUGAAAGGAUCUGAGAGCUGGAUUACUGAAUCUCAGUCAUGGUUGACCGCACCAUACACCUACACUACUGCGAAAUGUCUGGACAGCCAUGCUAACGCGCUGCAGUUGGUUCUUGACGACUCGGAGCAGAUUCGCCGGACUUUGCAGGGAUUUGAGAGCGCGUUGAAGGAGAUGGCGAGUGUGUGUGAUGUGAGCGGGCUUCAGCAGGAGCUGUGUGAAGCGGACCGGCACGUGGCGGACAUGCAGAGCGGCCUGCUGGAGCCUCUAAAAACGUUAGAGCAUGCUGCAGCUGAAGUGGAUGCCAUGGAGUCUGAGCUGAGGAUCAUGGAGAAGGACGUGACUGAGCUCAGAUCAGCGCUCACCUCAAAGCAAGGCAUCAGCCAGGACAAAUUCAGGGCUGCUGAAAACAGGAUCGAGCUGAUGAAGAGGACAGUGGACGAACUGAAGAGCUGCAAGGCCGGACUGCGUUUGCCAGAAGGAGCAGAAAACACACUCGCCGUGUUCAGUAACGCUGACUCGCUACUGAAUAAACUGUUGGAGCUAGAGCAGCUGGCGCUGGAGCACGCCGUUGUGGUAUCAGAGCCGUGCGAGACGUCCUCCGCGCUCCGCGUUCCUCCUACCAUCACAGAAGAAGAGCCUCAGGACAGUGUUUUGGAUCAGGGGCAGGUGGAGAUCGCCCGCAUUACGGAGGACGUGUUGACGCGAUCUGGAGCCAUGCUGAUGACCAUAACGGAAGCGACGCUGGAGCAGAGACUCGAAUCACCAGCCCACACACAGCAGCUAGGGUGUGAUGAAGAGGAGGAGGAGGAGGAGCAGGAGGAAAUAUAUGUGGAUGUAAGAGAAGACAUUGACGAUGAUUGCUAUGAAGAUGCAAGGGAAGACAGUGCAGGGGUGAGAGGAUCUCCUGGCGCUGCAGGCUGUGAGAGAGCGAUGAGUUGUAACAUGGAGGGCACAGAGAGCGGAGGACCGACUGCUGCUGCUGACUCGGCAGAGCGGGAUAGGAACGAAUCGGACACAGAGGCGGGCCAAGGCGAGCGUGUCACCCAGGAGCCGAGCGAUCCCGACGCCUCGUCUAAACCGGCGGCCACUGUGAGAACGCAGUCUCCCCCCAGAGAGCUGGAGCGUGGUGCGUGGAAGGGGAAGCAAAUCGAGUCAGAGAGGCUGAAGACACACACCUGCAGCACACCGCCCAUGUUUAGAGAGGUCACACACACACACGUAGAAACCACAGACUCUCAGGAAACCGUAACUCCACUCCAGGUCAUGAGCAAUUCAGCCGAGGAGGCGUUCAGGCGAGAGGAGUUAACGUCUCCCGUCUCGGGCUCCAAAGAUACACACGGUGUUAUAAGGUCAGAUCAGGGGCCACAGACGCCAGUCCUUUCUGCUCCGGCGUUAAGGCCGACGUUUACACGGCGUCGUGAGAAGACAGCCGACAACCUGGCUGCAGGUGGAUCCUGUCACUCGGGUGAAACUCCUCCCCCGGAUGGGUCGCUCCAUUCCUGCCAUGAGCGAGCCACGCAGAUGGAGCUCUGGCUGGAAAAAGCCCAGCUGAGUCUGCACAGCGACGUGCAGCACAGCGUAGAGGAACAGCUGCACACCUGCCAGGAGAUGUUUAUGGAGAUUGAGCAGAAGGUGGCCAGUGUGUCUGCACCAGGUCAUGAUGAAGAGGAGCAGAAAGCACUCCGCGCCAAACUGCAGCUCCUGAAGAACAGGCUGGUGACCUUUCAGGUCCUGCUGCAGGAGAGACACAGCGAGGAGAAGGUGUGUGCGGAGAGCGAGCGCCCCCUGCAGGCUCGGCUGAAGCGCAGCGCCAGUGUGCAAGAGAUGCUGAGCUCAAGGAGGGUCAAACUCUUCAGACAGAGCAGCCUGCAACAGCAGAAGGAGUUGGAGCAGGGUCUAAUCGAACAGAGAGAUCUGAUGAAGGUCAUUGCAGCACGGGGAAGCAGAGUCAGACUGCAAAGUCAAACUGCAGAGGAACACAUGAGGCUCCUUGUACCUGCAGUAGCGUUGACAGUGGAGGAGCAGAGACAGGAAGGGGCGGAGUCAGUGCACAGGAAGUGGACUCACCUCCACAGGCGACUCAGCCAGAGAGCAGAAGAGCACCAGGAAGAGGAGAUAUCUCCUCCACCUGUCUGUGUAUGGAGCAGCACUGAUGGAGCUGCGUGUCUACAGGAGCUCCAGUCCCACCUCACACACCUGCGAGAGCUGGGACACACAGCAACGUCAGCACCUGACGUGCAGGCGGUGGAUGAGGGUUUGUUUGAGGUGCUGAGUGGAAUCACACUCUCUCUCUCCACUCUCUCACACACACUCGUCUCUCAGCCAGGAGGGUUACACACCGACGCACACACCCAGCAGCUACAGAGUCUGUCUGCAGAGCUCAGCUCUUUGAGUGCCGAGUUGACCUCUCAGGGGUCAGAGGUCGUCAGGUCGUUAGGUUCCGUGGCUCCUGCAGCCGGUGUGUGUGUGGAUCUCCUGCAGGACCGUGUGUGCGAGCUCCAGAACGUUCUCUCAGAGAAACAGAAGCAGCUGCAGAAACAGCUGGAUCAUACUCUGCAGAAAGAGAGCAGGAUUAAACACAUGCAUGCUGCCUUGCUUGCUAACACCUCAACCCUGAAAACACUGACUAAUGACGAUUCACGCUGCGAUCCUCAUGCACAGCUACAGGCUGUUGCCGGGUUACAGCAGGAGCUUCAGCAGCGAGAGAGAGAGCUGGCCGAGCUGAGAGACGAGACAGAGAGACAGGGUCGAGUGACGGGGUUACCGCAGGACGUCACCACGCUGGAGAGUGUGUUGGACAGCGUGUACGGCGGUGUGGGUCAGCGUGCUGCUGAUCUGCAGUGCAGUGUGGAGCAGCAGCAGCAGUGUGAGCGCGUACUGAAAGGACUGCAGGACCUGCUGGAGCUCGGCAAACAGAGACUCACACACACCACACAACUGGAGCCGCACACCACGGAACAGCUACACACACUCCUCAGCACACACACGAAGUUCUUCCUGUCUCUGGACUCUCACCUGCAAGCUCUGCAGCGUCUGACUGCCCGGAUGCCCGAUGGCGCCCUCUGUAGGUGGGGCACUGCUUUGUCAGAGGUAGAGGAUCAGGUGGAUGAGCUUCAGUGUCAGGCUCAGAAGACUGGAACUGCUUUGCAGGUGACACUACAGGUGUGGACUCAGUGGGAGGAGGGUCAGUCCUGGUUGGAGAACCUUCUCCAAGGUCUGGAACAUCGGCUUCCCAGCAUGCACUCGGAGGAGCAAACGGAGGAGGCGCUACAGAGGAGUCUCUCGACCUAUGAAACACUGCAGGCGACUCUGGAGGCGAAUGGUGCGCAGAUCGGUCUGGUUUUAGAUCAGGCCAGCAGAUUGCGGAAGGUGGGCGUGUCCGGUCACUCGAUGGAUGGUCUUGUGUGCAGAGUGGGCGUGGCUAAUCUGAGGCUUAAACGGCGUUUAGCUGCUCUGCGAAGGAAAAUGGAAAACGGACGAGACUCCGCCCACCACCUGAUAAAACUCUGGAAGAGGUAUCGUCGUGACUCCACAGCGACGACGGAGUGGAUGAACAAAGCCAGAGAACGUCUGAACGGCUGGAAAGGUCACAUGACCACCUCUGGGCAAGUCAUCUCUGACCUCAACGAGUUUAUAGAGCUGUGUAAAGAGAUGGAGGUAAAAUCAGCGCUGAAGGCUUCGGUGAUCAGCGCCAGCACUGAGAUCCUGGUGCUAAGCGAGAGAGAACACGCAGACACACACAUGCCAUCAUCCGGAUCCACUCAUCAUAACUCGCAGUCAGAAGAGAAGGCCACCCGCGGAGAUGCUUCUUCAGUUAAGGAUGAUCCCGGUGCCGAAGUUAAGGAAGAAGAUUCCUCGAACAACGAAGCUCUCCCUCCUGAAAGCACACGCUCGGACCUGUGGAAUGGGGGCGAUGCUAACGUCCAGGAUGAGUCUCCUGACGAAAUGUUUGAAGCCAGCAGCUCGUCUGACGUUCCUCCGAAUGGAAACGCUUCCGCGGAGACGUCAGAGGAUGCCAGCAAUAUGGUCCAGGUGACGGCGUUGCCUCCUGUCCUGCUCGCUCUGAAAGAUCACCUGACUGAGGUGGAGAAUAGCUGGGUGGAGCUGCACGCCGACAUCGCUGCAGUACAACAGAAGCUACAUCAGCGCGUGGUGGAGAGUGUGUGUCCUCAGUCCCUGCUCUCAGAGGUGUGCAAAUGGAUCAGUGGAGCUGAAGGAAGCCUGCAGGAUGCAGAGAAAAACGUUCGGUCCUCAAACACAGCAGCACAGCUCACGCACCAACUCGACACGUACAAGAAGCUGAAACGAUCACAGGUGUGUGUGCAGAUGUCAGUGGACUUCCUGAACCGGACGCUGCUGAAACACACCGAGCCGUACCUCAGGUACAAAAACACAGCAUUCGCCGAACAGCUCGGGGAGAUGAACCUGCGCUGGACCACGCUGCAAACACACCUCUACACACAGACGCGGUACGUCGAGCAGCGGCUGAGCGUCUGCGCAGAUCGAGACGGCAAACUGCGACUCCUGCGUGCCUGGGUCAAAGGUCACGAGGCAUGGAUGCGACUGGCUGAGAGGCCCGUCAGUCAAAGCGCAGCAGAAAAGCACCUGAAAGAUUGCGAGGAAUUGGAGGAGGAGCUAAAGGCCAAGACCGCUAAGCUGAACGAGUUGAGGAAGACGAGGCUGAGCGACGAUGAAGAACACACAGAGACAGGCUUCAUCAGUCACGUUAACACCACCUCCCAGGCAUUAACCGCUUUAACCGAGCAGAACUGCGCUCUGAAACAAACUCUGCAGCACGCAGGGGAUUUGUGGGCGGCGUUCGAAAGUGGGCGGAGUCAAGUUGCUCAAAGCACCUUGGAAAUAUGUCAAUCCCUUGUACGUUGCCACGCCCCUCACACCUCCUUCACAGCGCUCCAGAAGAGCAUCGAUAAGCUACAGGCAUUGCAAUCCGAAUCUGAGGAAGUAGACACAAAGUGGGAGGAGCUUAACCAGGCAUUCUCCAGUCUUAAUGGUUGGAUCCAUACAGGCACCUCCCACUUAUUAUCUGAACAGCUGGAGAAGGAGAGAUUACGGUGGUCUGAGGUGAAGCAAGAUCUCACACACACCUCAGUGAGGUUACACUCUCUGCUGCAGGCAUGGAAACGGUACUCGGAUUUGUUGUCUUCCUGCUCAGAGAAGCUACAACAGGAGAAGGAUCGACUCCGUGACGUCUCGAAGACGGCGUCCGAGCACCACCACGACACGGAAACCCUCGCGACCUGUGUACAGCGUUUACACGACCUACUGGAGAACACACACACUCUCCGGACGGACUCGGAACGAGCGCUCGAGGCUUCCAGAGAGCUGAUCGGACAGACGGAGCCGACGGCAGCCGCCUUCGUCCAGUCAGAGUGUCGGAUGCUGAUACGUGGGCUUCAUCAGUUCGAGCAGGCCGUGAAGAGGAAGCUGGGAGAGGUGCAGGAGGACGUCAGGCAGCUUCAGGAGUUCGAGCAGCUUCUGGAAUCGCUAGAGACGCACUUAAAGGAGUGGACGAGCCGCCAGAGACUCGCAGACACGGACGUAUCAAAGUCUGAUCCGCUGGAGUUGAGCCGUUGCUCGGCUGAUGUGGAGAUGCUGAAUGAACUCGGUUACAGGUUGACCCUGAGUGACCCCGUGACCCGAAGACUGCAGAGCCUGAACAGGAAGUGGGCUCAGGCGUCUGCACACGCUCAGGAUAGAUGCAGUGAGCUGCAGGGCGUGUCUCUCCAGCAGCAGGUGUUUGAGGAGAGGUGUGAGACGUGGAUGUCGUUCCUGCAGAGGAUGGAGGACAGUCUAGCGGGAGAGAUAGCAUCCACUUACCCCGGUCUCCGAGAGCAGCUACGCACACACCAGAGGUUCCAGGCCGAGCUGUCUCUCGGCCAUCAGAUUCUACACUCGGUGAUCACAGAGGCUCUGCACCUGUUACAGAGGGGAGAGGUGGAGGACAGGAGUGAUUUCCUGUUGAAGCUGGCUCAGCUCAGAGAGCACUGGCAGGGCGCUGUACAGAGAGCGGCUCAGCGGCGCACCCUGGUGGACGGGCUGAUACGCCACUGGCACCUUUACACACACACACUGCGCAAACUCAACACACUGCUCACACUCGCGCACACACUCCUGUCUCCGGCCAGCCUCACGCACUACAGCGUGACACAGCUCCGCCGCUCGCUCAAACAGCUUGAGCACACCGACCUUCUCUUCCAAAGGUCCCACUCCUCCUACCUGCUCCUGUUGGACGUGGGUCGUCAGCUCUUCUCCGUCAGCGAUGAGGAAACGCAGACGAGGCUACAGACGGACCUCGCCACCCUGCAGGAGGACUGGGAGCGCUCCCAGUGCAUGCUGGGUAAAAGGAGGACUCUCACUGUCGGCGUCAUCAAGACGUGGGAGAGCUGUACGAGCCGGCUAGCCGAUCUGGCACAGCGUCUGGAGGAACUCAAGGUCAGACUGGAAAAGCAGCCGAUCCAGGAGAUGGAGGAAGUGCUGAUCAAGGAGCUGCAGGACUCUCUGGAGGACUGGGCUGUGAGUCUGUGUGAAGCGAGCAGCAUGAAGACGGACGUGUCUCAGUACAUCAUCACCGAGGACGUGCUGAUGCUACAGGAGCAAGAGGAGCAUCUGCACAGCCAGUGGGAGGAACUGUGCCUUAAGGUCUCGCUGCGUAAACAGGAGAUCGCUGACCGGCUGAAUGCGUGGAUCAUCUUCAAUGAGAAGAACAAGGAGCUGUGUGAGUGGCUUACGCAGAUGGAGAACAAGAUGGCGCACAGUGCCGAGCUCAGCAUCGAGGAGAUGGUGGAGAAGCUGAAGAAGGACUGCAUGGAGGAGAUCAACCUGUUCAGUGAGAACAAGACUCACCUGAAGCAGCUGGGAGAGCAGCUCAUCACGGCCAGCAACAAGACCAAGGAGAGCGAGAUCAAUGACAAGAUCAAGGGCAUCAACGAACGCUGGCAGCACCUGUUCAACCACAUCGAGGCCAGGGUGAGGAAGCUGAAGGAGACUCUGGUGAUGGUGCAGCAGCUGGACAAGAACAUGAGCAACCUGCGUACGUGGCUGUCGCGUAUCGAGGGGGAGCUCACCAAACCCAUAGUGUUCGGAGUGUGUCACGAUGACGAAAUCCAGUGCAAACUCACCGAACACCAGGAGCUGCAGAAGGACAUCGAGCAACACACGGAGGGCGUGGCGUCGGUGCUCACGCUGUGCGACAUGUUACUGCACGACGCCGACGCCUGCAGCAGCGACGUGGAGAAUGACUCCAUCCAACAGACCACACACAGCCUGGACCGCCGCUGGAGAAACAUCUGCGCCUUGUCCAUGGAGAGGAGGAUGAAGAUCGAGGAGACAUGGCGUCUCUGGUGUAAGUUUCUGGAAGAUUACUCCGCUUUCGAGGACUGGCUGAGCACCGCAGAGCGCAAGGCGGCGAACCCGGCCAGCACAGACGUCCUCUACACAUGCGCCAAGGAGGAGCUCAAAAAGUUCGAGGCGUUCCAACGGCAGGUUCAUGAGCGCCUGACGCAGCUGGAGCUGGUGAACAAACAGUACCGCCGCCUGGCCCGUGAGAACCGCACGGACGCCGCCUGCAAACUAAAGACGAUGGUGAACGAAGGGAACCGGCGCUGGGACGAGCUGCACAGGAGAGUCAGCGCCAUCAUCCGCAGACUCAAGCACUUCACGUCUCAGAGGGAGGAGUUUGAGGGAACGAGGGACGCCGUUCUGGUGUGGCUCACCGAGAUGGACCUGCAGCUCACCAACGUCGAGCACUUCUCCGAAAGUGACGUCCACGACAAGAUGAGACAACUCAAGGCGUUCCAGCAGGAGAUCACGCUCAACACCAAUAAGAUCGAUUCUCUGAUCGUGUUUGGAGAGAAACUGAUCCAGAAGAGUUCGCCGCUGGACGCUGUGCUGAUCGAGGACGAGCUGGAGGAGUUGCACUCUUACUGCCAGGAGGUGUUCAGCCGAGUCGCACGCUUCCACCAUCGCCUCGUCUACACGCGACCGGUCUUGGACGACGAGCGCGAUUUCUCAGACAGAGACCCGGAUAUGGAGGACUCGUUAGAGCUGUCCGGCGUGUGGGAGAGAGAAGAGGACGCGGUGACGCUGGUGUCCGUCCAGCCCUCGGCGUGUCUCCUGCUGCCUCCUUCACUGGAGCCGUCUGGCCGAGAGACGCCGGUCAGCGUGGACUCCAUACCGCUGGAGUGGGACCACACGGUGGACGUGGGUGGAUCUUCAUCGCCCGAGGACGAAGACGAGGCCACGUACUACAGCGCGCUCUCAGAUUAUCUCCUGAAUUACGCCGCAGUAGUGUGUAAAGGUUUAAAGGUCUUUGUGACCGGACCGGGUCUGUGCCGCUCCUCUGUUACAGAUGUAGAGGUCACUGAGAGCUCCGAGUCCUUUAUUAAAGCUACAGCUCGAGCUCUGAGUGCUGUGUCCGUGACGGAGCCCAGCUGGCAGGACAGGAAACGCAUCAUCCACAGCCUGACCUCCACACCUACACACACGGGUGCUUCUCAUCAUCCUGGGGGAUAUGCUAAGCUCAUGUCUGAGUGCACGGAGAGCAUAGACGACUUGAAGCGAGUCGAGCACAUCCUGAGCCGCGAUGAGAUGCUUGACUGUGAGGGUCUGACCGUACUUUCGUCUGCAGACAGACAGACAGCUGUGAUUGAGAGAUGGGAGAUCCUCCAGGCUCACGGUGCUCAGCGCAAGCUGACCUCUGACCUUGGGGAGCUCACGACCUGGCUCGACUGUGUGCUUCCAGAACUGGAGAGGCUUCAGAGAGGGAAGGAUGACCGCCCGAGCAUUCAAGAUGUAGAAAGCAGCAUCCGCAAGCUCAAGGAGAUCCAGAGGACAUUCUGUAGCUACAAGGCUCUGAUGAUUGGUGUGAACCUGAAUGGGUGGAGCCUCCCCCAAGGAGAAAUGCAGACAGAGCUGCAGGCAGCCAAUCAGAAAUGGGCACGUGCCUGUGCUGUGCUGGACUCCUGGGAGAACCGAUUGCACCUUGAGCUCUUGCGGUGUCAGGAGUUCCAUGAGACGCUGCACUCUCUAUUGCUGUGGUUGGCUCAAGUGGAGAGCCAGCGCUACAUGGUGAACAUUCAUAACCUUGAUGUGGAUGUUGAUGUACUGCAGGAGCACAGAGAUUCACUUGAGGCAGUGCAGCACGAGCUCCUGGCCAGGGAAACAGAAGUGCAGUCACUGCAGCAGAUCUCCUCCCAUGUCCUGCAUGUGCAUCAGGGUGAGGAGAGCAUGGAGGCCAAAGAGAAGGUGCACGUCAUUAACAACAAGCUCCGCCUCCUUCUCAGACAGAUCAGCCAUGACCUCAACACUCUGAAGACCAGACUGAAGAGCGAAGGUUCUUCAGCAGACUGUCAGUCACUAACAGACAAGGGGCCGGGAGCUGUCAAGAGAAGACCUUCCGCGAGCGCUAAAGAAGUUUCCGGAGGCAGGCGGUUCCUGUACCGGGUUCUGCGAGCCGCGUUUCCCCUGCACCUGCUCUUCCUGCUGCUGUUGGCGCUGACCUGCCUGGUUCCCGCAUCCGAGGACGAUUACAGCUGUGCCCUCUCCAACAACUUCGCCCGCUCCUUCUACCCCAUGCUGCGCUACACCAAUGGCCCUCCUCCUACAUGAGCUGCCACCAACCCUUGUGAUCUUUAACAUCUCUGCACUGCUCAGUCAUUUUGUGAGUCAGCAUACAAAAAAAACUAUUUACACACACACUUGGGUUUAAUCUAUGAAGAAGGAAUUUUUUGUCCCCUAUUUUCAAAAAGAACCAGUAAAAAAAAAAAAACAACGUCGCUCAGUGUGGAGGCCCUGUGGGAUUUAAACACAACCUCACAGUCGCUAACCUCGUUAUGGUAUCGUCUUUAAUCACAGAAGCCAUUAAAUUAACGUUGCGUCGAUUUUCAGUUUGAUGAGUGAUAUUUUAAAAUCCUGUACAAACUCCUGACUUGGCGUACUCUGUGAACCGGUUUGCGUUUAUUAGAUGAAGAAUAUAUUUGGAUACUGUGUAGGAUAAUCCACACACGAGGGUCGUCGUUAAACUGUCUGCUUGUUAUAGACUUAUUUAACAAUAAUUCAAAAAUUAUUAUAUUUUAUUUAUUUCUGGCACCUAACAAAAGCCAUAGUACAGACGCACACACGAAGAGAGUGUUAUUUAUGUUCACGAUGUAUAGUUUAAAGUCGAUUUGUACUUCUUGACAAAUAAAGCGGUUUGCCUGAA
This is a messenger RNA of Ictalurus punctatus (channel catfish), 32094 nucleotides long. RefSeq names its product spectrin repeat containing, nuclear envelope 2b (gene syne2b). Bases 219 to 31502 code for a protein of 10427 amino acids. Gene Ontology annotation, cellular component: membrane. Gene Ontology annotation, molecular function: protein binding. Gene Ontology annotation, biological process: signal transduction. The record is from RefSeq and is a predicted model, not a curated record. NCBI's taxonomy places the organism in Eukaryota, Metazoa, Chordata, Actinopteri, Siluriformes, Ictaluridae. The transcript is spliced from 128 exons.